Macadamia integrifolia is the source of this 1308-nucleotide messenger RNA. Its product is annotated as probable aspartyl protease At4g16563. Gene Ontology annotation, molecular function: aspartic-type endopeptidase activity. The record is from RefSeq and is a predicted model, not a curated record. The transcript has a single exon. Bases 10 to 1266 code for a protein of 418 amino acids. Gene Ontology annotation, biological process: proteolysis. Lineage: Eukaryota; Viridiplantae; Streptophyta; Magnoliopsida; Proteales; Proteaceae. Gene Ontology annotation, cellular component: extracellular region.
CCAUUAGAAAUGCUAGACAUGCAAGAGCCAUUGAGAGAAGUGAGAGAUGGGUAUCUGAUAUCUCUAAAUUUGGGGACACCCCCACAAGUUAUCCAAGUGUACUUGGACACUGGAAGUGACCUUACUUGGGUUCCUUGUGGUAACCUCACUUUUGAUUGUAUGGACUGUGAUGACUAUAGAAACUAUAGGGCAAUGGCCACAUUCUCUCCUUUUCAGUCCUCUUCAGCCCUUAGAGACCUAUGUACUAGCACCUUCUGUGUCGAAGUCCACAGUUCCGAUAACUCUUAUGAUCCAUGUACUAUUGCCGGUUGCUCGUUGAGUACCCUUCUCGGUGGUUCCUGCCGUAGACCUUGUCCUUCAUUUUCUUACACCUAUGGUGCAGGUGGGAUUGUCAUUGGGUCCCUGACUAGGGAUACCCUCAGGGUGCAUGGGAGUAGUUCUAAUGUUUUUAGGGAUAUUCCAAAUUUUAUUUUUGGAUGUGUAGGAGUGACCUAUAGAGAACCCAUUGGAAUUGCAGGGUUUGGUAGGGGUACACUCUCUCUCCCCUCACAACUUGGGUUACUUCAAAAGGGUUUCUCUCAUUGCUUCUUGGCAUUCAAGUUUGCAAACAACCCUAACAUUUCUAGCCCAUUGGUCAUAGGAGAAAUUGCAAUCUCUUCCCAAGACAAUUUCGAAUUUACACCGAUGUUGAGAAGUCCUAUGUAUCCUAACUAUUACUAUAUUGGCCUAGAAGCAAUCACUGUAGGCAAUAUGAGCACCAUUGAAGUCCCCUCAAGCUUACGGGUUUUCGAUUCCGAAGGUAAUGGCGGCUUGUUGAUUGAUUCAGGCACCACUUACACUCACUUGCCGGAACCCUUCUAUACACAACUCAUCUCAGUACUCCAAUCAGUUAUAACUCUCCCUCGAUCAACCGAUAUAGAGACAAGAACCGGGUUCAAUCUCUGUUACAAAGUUCCUUACUUAAGCAACAAAACAGCUUUAGAUGAUCUUCUUCCUUCAAUUUCUUUCCAUUUCUUGAACAAUGUAACCCUAGUGUUGCCCAAGGAAAACUACUUCUAUGCAAUGGGUCCUCCAAGUAACUCAACUGUGGUGAAAUGCUUCUUGUUCCAAAGCAUGGAUGAUGGUGACUAUGGGCCAUCUGGAGUCUUUGGGAACUUUCAGCAGCAAAAUGUGGAAGUCGUCUAUGACUUAGAAAAUGAGAGAGUUGGGUUCCAACCCAUGGACUGUGCUUAUUCUGCAGCUUCUCAAGGACUUCAUCAGAAGUAAUAUUUUGACUCAAGUAUGACAGCGGAUAGGGUUGUUCGGAAG